Messenger RNA from Pyricularia grisea, 1305 nucleotides. RefSeq lists its product as uncharacterized. The transcript has a single exon. Gene Ontology annotation, biological process: chromatin remodeling. The record is from RefSeq and is a predicted model, not a curated record. Gene Ontology annotation, cellular component: nucleus. Lineage: Eukaryota; Fungi; Ascomycota; Sordariomycetes; Magnaporthales; Pyriculariaceae. Bases 1 to 1305 code for a protein of 434 amino acids. Gene Ontology annotation, molecular function: histone H3K36 demethylase activity; histone H3K9 demethylase activity.
AUGGAGACUCAAAAUCAAAGCCCGCAAAGCCAGCAGGCACCAGUCUUGCCUGAUAACAUGCAAGACAUCAAGCACAGCUGGGAAUUCCAGGGGUUUGAUGAUCACUCUACCAACGUACUGGUCCUUCACCCAACAAGCAUCCAGAUCCAAGAUUCAAUAUUUCCAAAACGUUUCAUCGAGGCCGCACUUCUACUCGGCGCCGAAGCCGCUGGUGUUUUCAAAAUCACCAUCCCCGCCGACCUUGCGGACUCGCCACCGCACCAACUCCCCAACAGCUCUUCCUACAACCACAAGACCGCCAACGAGCGCUACCGGUCCUACCGCCGCCAAGGGCUCAAGGCCACUGGCUUCGUGCGGCUGCACGACGGGCGCAGGAACGCCAAGACGGGUCGGAGGGCCGAGACCCCGACCGGGCACGCGGCGGCGUGGGCCCGUCCCGCCCCGCAGCCCGAUGCAGACCACGCCCUCGUCACCGCCACCCCUUCCCGGCUGCUCGAUAUGUGGAACCAGCUGCGCACGCCGACGAGCCGCCUCGCAGCCGGCACGAUGCGGUACAUUGUCGACGUGCCGCUCGAGACGCCGCAGGACCGCCAGAGGGCCGGCGUCCCCGAGCGCUCCGUCAUCUGGCCCCUGGCCGGCAACCGACUGGACGAGUAUGCGCCCAUCCCGGGGCUGUGCUACCCGUACAAGUACGAGGGCACGGCCCUGGCGCCGUUCACGUGGCACGUCGAGGACGUCGGGCUGCUCUCGCUGAACCACCUGUUUCAGGGAGUCAAGGUCUGGUUUUGCAUACCCGGGCCGGACAGGCUGGCGGCGGAGGAGGUGUUUCGUUCCGCACCAAUGACCGCGACGGCUGCGAUACCGCACCACGAGCAGUUUAUGCGGCACAACGCCACGCUUGACGGACAUGCUGCGCUGAGGAGGGCCGGUGUGAGGGUUGUGCCCGUCGUGCAGAGGGCAGGGGAGAUCGUGGUCACGCUGCCAGAGGCGUACCAUUCCGGGUUCAGCGCCGGGUAUACAGUCUGCGAGGCGGUCAACUACGCGGACCGGCCGCUGAAGGUGGGUGAGGAGAGGGCAUGGUGCACGUUGGCCUGUUCGCCCUGUCCCAUGAACCACUUUACGUUUCGGCGGCGGUCAGCUGAGGUGGAGAUUGGGAGUAGUGGAGUGGAUGGUGUGGCGGCGGCUGGGGAAGUGGUGGAUGGGGCUGAGCUUGAUGGACGCAAGCGAGCAAGGUCUGGAGAUGAUGGGGUUGGUGGAGUAAUUGGUCAGAAACGUGGUAGGAUGGGUGCUGAAGUUGCUGGAUAA